Monascus purpureus is the source of this 3020-nucleotide messenger RNA. NCBI's taxonomy places the organism in Eukaryota, Fungi, Ascomycota, Eurotiomycetes, Eurotiales, Aspergillaceae. The record is from the annotation of a GenBank genome assembly.
AUGAUUCCUGCAGCUCCAUUCAACGCGAAAGAUCGACUGCGGAGAGCUAAAUCGUCACGCUCUAUUCGAAAGACUCGGUCUUCCGUCCUUGCACCAGAAGUAUUGGAUAUUGAAUCCGUCAGACAUCAAGCUACUGCUGCUGCUGCCUGUGCAAUGCUCCGUUCCAGCGAAAGAUCCUCCACGGAUUCCAGGAGUUCUUACGAUCGCUUGGGCGGCCCUGGGAGCGUUGCAGUGCCCCAGAGACGCCACCCUCGCGGCAAUCGAUAUGUCGACGAUAGCUCUUCCAUUGGUCAUGGGCCAUCCUCGAUGCAUGCGUCUCGCUUUUGCCCUUCGGAUGCGGGCUUCGUGGAGCCUCAGGAUCACUAUCAAGCUCUUUCGGCUGCUCUGCCCCCCAUAAGUGAAUUCCAGGGUCUAGACGGAGGAGGGCCUUCGGCACCUUCUUCUUAUCGCCGGCUCCGUAAGUCGAAGUCAAUGUUUUCGACGAGGCACCGCCGUUCGCAUGUUACCUCUAUCGCUUCCCCAGACUGCAAUGGCAACCCUACCGCAGCAUACAACGGGCAGUGGAGUACCCCGCGGUCACUCAGGACUCUCACUCGAUCAAAAUCAUUUCUCCGAAGUGGAAGCCGAUCGACGAGAGUUAUCCGACACGCGAAGAGUCACGAUGCAGCGAUUGAGCUUGCUCGUAGUCAGUUCCUCCAAAAUUCGGAGGAACAGCAAAUGCAGCGAAGGCACUCUUCCCUUUUACCGAUUAAACCUAGGCGGGAGCAUAAACCAUUCAGAAAGACAUUCCGAAUUGUCAGUGAGCCUGGAUUGGAUGCAAUCGAUGCCCCGACUUGGCUUGAUCCCUCGAGGAAUGGUGGACUCAAUACUAAAGCCCGCUCUCUAUCACACUCAAUCAAGAACGGGAUAAAACGUUUGCUGCGACUGUCCAAGCCUGCUGGAUCACAGACAAGUACAUAUGGGCCAUCAAGCCCUCGACUCUCAUGGGAGAAUGGUGGCUCUGUUGGAUCGACUACUUACACCGGCUAUGGUCUCGGAGAACAAUCGUCUAACGAUGAUUCCGCUUGCCAUGAUCGACCCCCAACUAUACGCAGUAUUCGAAGUUCUGAAAGUAUUUGUACAUCUAAUUCUCGCGUUACUAGUUGGACUGAUUCCACAGCAGCGAAUACAAUCGCCACUAGAAGGGCAACUGACCGAUUAUCGAUCAUUCAAGAACAUGGGAAUACUACGCGACAGCUCUCCCAGCUAACACCCAAUAACUCUCCAAGUUGUCUAUCGUAUCCAAGCGUGCGAUCAGGAGCGUCUAAACCGGAUAUAUCUACUGACGGCCAACGCUUGUACUCGGCAUUGAUGAAACGAAUUGGCAGGGAAAGUAUGGAGCGCCCAGAUGAGGGCAUUGUUCUUGGAACAGUAAAAGAACACCAUCCGAUUCCACAACGUGCAAAUUCAGUCUACUCGCACCGUAGUAGGAGAACUGUCCGUCGGGUUUCCAGUGACGAAUCGGUGGACUCUCCUCGAUCGUUCGCAACGGCUACUGGAAAUACUCCCUCCGCCAGACAUCAACUCCCUAAGAUGCCUAACAUUCACCGAGAAGGCAGCAGCUCUUUGACUCCUCAGCAGCGUACAAGCUACUGUGAUAAACAGUCUCAGGGCUUGUCUAGUCACAUCAUGUUGAGCAGGAAAUCUAGAUACUCGCUGGCACAACAGACUGACCAUUUUGAAAAUUCCGCUCUUCGCAAAGAGUCGUCGGAUGAAUUUUACGUGAAUGGAGACAAUUUUAAUGGUGAAUAUGCAGCUGCCAGGCCAAAUGAUCACAGUCAAGAACCAGAUUCUCCUAGCGUGUAUUCUAGGACUACAGGUGCCAAUACGCCAGCGGAUGAGAACAUUGGGCUAGACCCAGAUAUCCUUGAACCAGAGGAAGAGCCGGGUAUGGCUACGAUUUUUGAGAGUACACCUUACAGUUCUCCAAGGAGGACUGCUCGUUCCACCUCCUACACAGCGACCCACCCCAGCGCUGACUGGCAACAGUGGGUGAAUUCUCAAAUGGCGAGAAUUGAUCAGCUUGGACCAGCAAGAAGAGAUCAUUAUAGAGAGGAUGCACAGAUCCAGGAUAACGAGACAGAUUCGAUAUUUUCGGCAAUUCCUAUAAACUCGGCUACUCCCAGCAACGGCCAGGACUCUGGAAAAGGUUUGAGUAGGCAACUGUCAAUCAGUUCCAAAAUCUCAGGGCGGAGCAACUUCUCACGACCCUUCAACCGGUCACCGAGCGUGCGCACUAUCAUUUCGCCACAAAAAUUCCCUGCGAGUGCUGCUAUUAUCCCUUCUUCAACUUCAUCUUCGCCGUCUCCAAUUCGCAGUUCUGCCGUUGGGUCUGCUGGCCAACCUUUCUCUAUCCCACCCCUGUCGCCGAUGCGGACUAGACUUAGUAACGCGCCUCAGCUCCCAGAGUCGCCAACCCCAAAAAGAGAGGCGGCUACAACACAGAGAAUGUGGGCCAAUGAGCAAUAUGGCCGCUAUCCUCGGCGUCCUCCUUUCGCUCAAGACGCCAAGGCUGUUCAAUUCCGAUCCCUCCGCGCCUCGAGAGACAACAGGCGAACGACAAAUGAGAAUAUGAAACAUGAACAGAAGGGUGGCAGUGGAGUAGCAGAAGGACAUAACAAUGCUCAAGAUAUUCAUUCGACGGUCUCUAGCAAGCGAAUGGUGGAGAUGUUCCUGAACAGCCGGCGCCGACAGAUGGGAUCGGAGGUGUCGGAGGACGGCACAACAGAAGCAGCAUUUAUAUAAUUACCAUCGACGCUAGCAACAGCCAUUUUGCUUCCGAUGCCCUAAGCAAUUAUUGUUUUGCAGUAUACAUAGCUUUUCCACUCUUUUCAUUCUUUCCCGAGGCCGCGGACCACCGUCAGACGUGAUGUAUAAGCAGGGUAGACCUAGUUACUCGCGUACAUGUUUAGAUAUAGGAUUAUGUUAAUUAGUACCAGGUAGACAACUAAGCAGUCUGGGUCCGAUCGGGCCACUAUUUA